Messenger RNA from Naumovozyma dairenensis CBS 421, 813 nucleotides. RefSeq names its product Knh1p (gene KNH1). The coding region runs from base 1 to 813 and encodes 270 amino acids. The record is from RefSeq and is a predicted model, not a curated record. The transcript has a single exon. Gene Ontology annotation, biological process: fungal-type cell wall organization; cell wall biogenesis; (1->6)-beta-D-glucan biosynthetic process. NCBI's taxonomy places the organism in Eukaryota, Fungi, Ascomycota, Saccharomycetes, Saccharomycetales, Saccharomycetaceae. Gene Ontology annotation, cellular component: extracellular region.
AUGCAAUUGAGAUUAAUAUAUAUUCUCCCCAUUUUCGUUUUCCUUUUAAAUCUAGUAAAGGCAGAUUUAACAAUUAUAACGCCCGAACCGGGUGAAAAAUAUGACUUGUCGGAAACUGGCGAAGUAAGUAUUGAUUUAUCGUGGGUUUAUUUAGAUUCCACUCCAAGUAAAGCUGAUAUAACAUCGUUCACAUUUUCCUUAUGUACAGGACCAAAUUAUAAGAUUAAUUGUCUCGCGACAUUGGCAAAGGUGUCAGCCGCAGAGGUUGAUUCAGAUAUUUAUAAAGCUAAUAUUUUAGGCACACUAGGUACCGAUGGUGUCUACUAUAUACAAAUCUUUGCACAAACUGAAUCAGGUUACACGAUUCAUUAUUCACCAAAAUUCUAUUUGGAAGGUAUGACAGGUGUUCUUGUCGCAUAUACAAUAAUGGAGUCAGCAGAUCCAACUCCAGAAACAAGAAUUACUACAGGUGCGGUUGGUGCAACGAUUGAUUCAAGAAGUUUUACCGUUCCUUAUACUAAACAAACAGGUAAGGCUAGAUAUGCCCCCAUGCAAAUGCAACCAGGUACUAAAUUGACAGCUAAAUCAUGGACAAGAAAAUAUGCAACUAGUGCUGUGACAUUUUAUACUUCAAUGAGAAAAUCAUUACAACAAGUGACUACUAUCACACCAGGCUGGUCUUACGCAAUUAGUAGUGAUGUUAAUUAUGCUACGCAUGCACCUUUCCCAUCUGAUAAUGGUGGUUGGUAUGAUCCAUCAAAGAGACUUUCUUUAACUACAAGAAAGAUCAAUCUACGUAAACGUGCUGUAUGA